AGUGAACGCAGCACGCGGCUUCCCUUCGUCACAGCGUGUCUCGCGCACAGAAGAGAAGCAGCAGCGAGUGAGGAACCUUCUGUUGCCCCCCAGGAUGACGAGCCUCCAGCUGAGCGCGGAGGAGGAGGCGGUGGCGAUGUUCCUGGACGCCGCCGCCAGGGGGGACGUGAGGCGCGUCUCCGAGCUGCUGAGCGGCGCCCCGUCGCUCAUCAACCGGUCGGGACGCAGCGGCUGGACGGCGCUGAUGCUCGCCGCUCGCAACGGACACUACGAGGCGGCGGAGGUGCUGCUGUCUCACGGGUGCGACCGGCUCUGCGUGAACGCCUCAUCGCAGAGCGCCCUCGACGUGGCCAGGUUCUGGGGCCACCGCCACAUCGCCGCCCUGCUGGCCGGGGCGGAGGGCGUCCCGCCGACCUCCGACCUCCACCCGCGGGAGAACUACUUCAGCAGGGAGACGCUGGACCGGCUGAGCGCCAAGAGGACCGACAAGGUGUGGCUGGAGGAGAGGCGGAGCCACCCGGACUCCGUCUACCUGCUGUUCUCCAACCUCAGCCCCAUGGUCAGCCCCGCCCAGGAGGAGGGGGGCGGCGCCGAGCAGGUGAAGACCAAGUUGUGUCGGCUGAGAUACGAGGCGGUGAAGGACCUCCUCCAGAAACCCGCCACUGUGCUCAUCUUCCUGGGAGUGGAGCGGGGGAAGCAGCCCUGCUCUUCUCCCUCCUCCUCCUCCUCUCCCACCCCUGCGUGGUUCGCCAUCAACACGGAGGAGGACGCCGGCGAGCUCCUCAAGCGCUUCGGGGAGAAGAACCACUGUUUCACAAAGACGCCCAACAGAGACCUGCUGAAGCUCAGCGAGGACGAGGCCGGAGUCGUGGCCCAGGCUCGGGCGGUGCUGGCCUGGCACAGCCGCUACUCCUUCUGUCCCACCUGCGGCAGCGGCACCGUGCUGGAGGAGGGGGGCUACAAGAGGAGCUGCCUGAGCGCCGACUGCAGGAGCCGGAAGGGGGUCCACAACACCUGCUACCCGCGAGUCGACCCGGUGGUCAUCAUGCUGGUCAUCCACCCUGAUGGAGACCAGUGUCUACUGGGCAGGAAGAACAUCUUUCCAGUCGGCAUGUUCUCCUGUCUGGCUGGAUUCAUAGAGCCCGGGGAGACACUGGAGCAGGCGGUGCAGAGGGAGGUGGAGGAGGAGAGCGGGGUGAAGGUCGGCCCGGUGCAGUACGUCUCCUGCCAGCCGUGGCCGAUGCCGUCCAACCUGAUGAUCGGCUGCCUCGCCGUCGCCACGUCGACCGCCAUCAAGGUGGACGAGGACGAGAUCGAGGAGGCUCGCUGGUUCCCGCGGCAACAAGUGAUCGACUCCCUCUUGGGAACCAGUCCCGCCUUCACCGUCCCCCCCAGACAGACCAUCGCCCACCAGCUCAUCAGACACUGGACCGGCAUGAACUCCAACCUCUGACCUUCGGUGUGCGACCAUUAAUCACAGGAGGUGGAAACUUUAAGAAAAAUGGGAAAGCUUAGGAAGAAAUGGAGAAAGUGCGUAACGGCGCGAUAUUAAAGUGAUCCGAUCAAUCUCAAACUCCUCUGAAGCUUCAGGUCUCUUUGUCCAAUUAAGUGUCGACCUUCUUGUCAACUGGAAAUAUUAAAGGAAACUAACUCACACUUUGUCUGACAUCAUGA
Messenger RNA from Pungitius pungitius (ninespine stickleback), 1674 nucleotides. RefSeq names its product nudix (nucleoside diphosphate linked moiety X)-type motif 12 (gene nudt12). Gene Ontology annotation, molecular function: NADH pyrophosphatase activity; metal ion binding; protein binding. Lineage: Eukaryota; Metazoa; Chordata; Actinopteri; Perciformes; Gasterosteidae. The record is from RefSeq and is a predicted model, not a curated record. The transcript has 8 exons. Gene Ontology annotation, biological process: NADP+ catabolic process; NAD+ catabolic process. Gene Ontology annotation, cellular component: cytosol; peroxisome. The coding region runs from base 95 to 1453 and encodes 452 amino acids.